GCGGUUAAUUAAUAAACAAUCGGUAUCGGCCUUUCUUGUGCUGUUGCCGAUAAGCAGAUGGUUUCAAAUUCAUCAAAAAUCGGCUGAUAAAUAUCGGCGGCCGAUACAUCGGUGCAUCACUAGUUGGGGACUAUUUUUGGGGUACUGCGUAAUAUCAUUGCGCCUCCUGCAGCCAUGUAACGUCAGCUAAGUCCUUGACUAUUACACCAGCAUGAGAGGAAAAUUAGCAUAUUUGUGUGUCCCCUUAAUAAUAUGUUCUUGGUCUGGUUUCGGAUGUGUAUCAUCAGAUUAGUCCAUCAUCAUUGCUGUCACAUAGCAAUAAUGCAACAAACUUUCCUGACCACUGAUAGACAAGCAGAAAUAUCUACUGCAGUAAAAACAAUAUUGUCUCUUAUGUUUCUACUGUAACACAAUUAAAUGAUUUAUUAUGAUCUGUGAUUGACUGAAUACACUGAAGAUUAUAGUUUAUGACAGCUUGAAUCCAGUAAAGGACCAAACCUCAAUAACCUCAACCUGUCAUUACUUUCCCACUGCUUUUGGGCUCAAGUUCAAAAUGUUCAGAAGUCCCGUGGACUGUUUUCAGCUUUCCAUGACUGUACAGUUUAGUGCUGAAGUAGCGGCUUUGGCUUUAUGUAUAAAUUGUUUCAAUGAGGGCUUUGUGUGUUUGUGAAGAGGAGCAUUGUGGGUAAUUGGGUGUAAUAAUGGUGGUUCUCUUAUUAACUGGCUCAUCUGAGGCUUAUGUAAUGUUCUCCAUCUUAGUGCUGGGCGCUCGAGAAAUUAAUUACUGGACGCUUUGUGCUUCGCUUGGGCUGGAAAUAGCUGACCUGGGGCCAGUAAGUGUUUGGUGUUCAUAACAGGUGUGUGCCGGAUAGGACUUAGCAUGGCUGAUUCCAGAGCUCAGACGUCAUGGACACACAGAUACAUGAGUCCUCAAUCCAAACACUGAACAACAGAUUCAUUAUGUAGAAAAAGAAAGAAAGGGAAAAAAACUGAUGUAACUUCUUCCGAUGUUUACAUUUGUACGAUAUCCUGAGCAGAUCUGUAGAUCAUGGACCGCAUGGAGCUGAAGAAAGUGUGCACAGAGGCGGAUGAUGAGAGCAGCAUUGAUGAACGCUACACAGAACCCAUCGAUUCAGAGAAAGCCACUAUCAACAGUCAGUUCCUGGAUGAAGAUGAUGCAGAGAGCCAAAAGUUUCUCACAAAUGGAUUGAUGAAGAAAAAGAAAUAUGAGGAAUACGAUGAAGAAUAUCACCCGGGUCAUACAUCAUUCGGUAUGUCUGUCUUUAACCUCAGCAACGCCAUCAUGGGCAGUGGUAUUCUGGGAUUGUCUUUUGCCAUGGCCAACACGGGCAUCUUACUGUUUGUAAUUCUCCUAUUUGCUGUGGCCAUUCUGUCACUGUACUCAGUUCAUCUGUUAUUGGUGACGGCAAAAGAAGGAGGCUCACUGAUCUAUGAAAAGCUCGGAGAGAGAGCGUUUGGCUGGCCAGGAAAAGUGGCUGCCUUUGGGUCAAUAACUCUACAAAACAUUGGAGCCAUGUCAAGUUAUUUGUUCAUAGUCAAAUACGAGCUGCCUGAAGUCAUACGAGCUUUCCUUGGAUUGGAGGAGAAUACUGGGGAAUGGUACAUGGAUGGUAAUUACGUGGUGGUGUUUGUGUCCAUUGGAAUAAUUCUGCCUUUGUCCCUGCUGAAGAACCUCGGAUAUCUUGGAUACACCAGUGGUUUUUCUCUCUCCUGCAUGGUGUUUUUCCUGGGCGUGCUGAUCUAUAAGAAGACGAUUCUUCCCUGCCCUCUUCCCUUCUUUUACCAACACGAGUCUAACAUGAGCAUUAACGGCUCGGACGCGUUGGGUAUGUUCGCGCUACAGAACGCCUCGGCGCUGGCGUAUAUCUCCGAAGCGGCCGUGAACGGGCCUCACCUGGAUCCUCACACACCUGCCCACGACUCCACGGUCGAGUACACGGCUCACGUCGCAAACGCCGAGGACAUGUGCACGCCCAAAUACUUUGUGUUCAAUUCUCAGACCGCUUACACAAUUCCUAUUCUCGCAUUUGCAUUCGUGUGUCAUCCUGAAGUCCUGCCCAUUUACAGCGAACUGAAAAAUCGUUCUCGAAAGAAGAUGCAGAUGGUGUCAAAUCUUUCCAUUGUGGCUAUGCUGGUUAUGUACCUGCUCUCGGCACUGUUCGGUUAUCUGACAUUUUAUGAUCAUGUGGAGGCAGAGUUAUUACACACCUUCACUAAAGUGUAUAAGUUUGAUACUAUGCUUCUGUUGGUGCGUUUGGCUGUUCUGACCGCAGUGACCCUCACUGUUCCUAUAGUUCUGUUCCCUAUUCGGUCGUCUGUCAACACGCUGUGUUUCGCAGGAAAAGAGUUUAGCUGGAUCAGACACAUACUCAUUGCUGCUGCCAUACUGGUUUUUAACAAUUUACUGGUGAUCUUUGUGCCCACCAUCAGAGACAUCUUUGGAUUUAUCGGCGCAUCUGCAGCAACAAUGCUCAUCUUUAUACUACCAGCUGCAUUUUACCUGCGGCUGGUCAAGAGUUUACCAUUUAGAUCACCACAAAAAAUAUCAGCAUUUAUUUUCCUGGUGGUGGGUGUAAUCUUCAUGAUUGGCAGUUUGUGUCUGAUCACUAUGGACUGGAUCCACAAUCCACCCGGUUCUAAAGGAGAUCACUAAACCCCCUCAACCCCUCACCUAAAGGUGUUGAAAAUGAAACCACCUCAUUGUAAACAUGGACGCUCAGUUCUGAAUGAACUCUGUGCCCCCUCUCUCUCUUUCUUCAGUAUCUCAUUUGUUGUUUUAAAUUCUCCUUUUUGUUUUCUUCCAACUCAAAUCUCGCUGUUCGUGGGUCUCAGAUCAAUGUGAAUGUAAAUUCAUGGAGGAUAAAGACAGCGGGUGCCAGCGUCAUUAACUGCGGAGAACACUGAUAACUGCUUGUUUUAUCCAGACAGAGAGAGAGAGAGAGAGAUAGACAGGAGGUUCAUUGAAUUAAAAGCACUUCUGGAUUUUUUCAAGACAUGCCAACAAACACACAUUUUAUAAUCACCUUUAACUUUUAUUAGGCAACAUUAGUGGUCAUUAAUAAUUAGUUUGUGUUGUAGUUUUUUUUUUUUCAGUUUGAGUUGUUUUUAAUGAAAUAGUUCACCUUAAAAAAAUUUAUCCUGUCAUUUAUUCACCCUCAUGAUCAGUAAAGAUGAUAAAUGUUUUCCUUCAUGCAUUGAAAUAAGUGCUCCCAAAAGGACAAAGACAUUGUAAGCUUUGUCCACAUGCUGUAUAUUAUUCAUCUUCUGAAACCAUUUAGUAACUUUUCAUAAAAAACUAACUGAUACUGAUUUGUAUUUUUUUAUUCACUUCAAUUGAGUGAUUUAAAAAGACAUCAGGGUGAAUGAAUUCUGACUAAAUGUUUUGGUUUGGGUGAACUGUUUAAUAUUACCAUUCAAUUUACAUUUCCUCUUUGCGAGGGGAAAAGGUCCAAUUAUGAAUUUUGGAACCAAAAAGACGUUAAAGCGAUAGUUCACCCAAAAAUGAAAAUUCUGUCAUCAUUUUCUCACUCUUAUGUUGUUACAAACCUUUAUAAAUGUCUUUGUUCUGAUGAACACAAAGGAAGAUAUUUUGAGAAAUGUUUGUAAUCAAAACAUUCGUGGACCCUAUUGACUUCAAUAGAAAGAAUAAGAUUACUUUGGAAGUGAAUGGGGCUCAAGAUUACAAACAUUUCUCAAAAUAUCUUUCUUCGUGUUCAUCAGAACAAAAAUAAACUUAUACAGGUUGUUAACAACAUGAGAGUGAGUAAAUGAUGGAAGAAUUUUCAUUUUUGGAUGAACUACCAAACAGGCUGGAAUUCGAAUCCAUAAAACCAGAACAUCACAGUUAGAUCGGAUGCAUUGUAAUAAGAAAGAUUUUUACAGAUACGUUUUCAUUAACUCAGUGAGUGAAAUGAAUGGUGCAUAAUAUUGUUGUAUCAGUCGGUGUAAGAUUAAUUGACAGUAAUAUUGAGCUUUUAAAAUGAGUAAAGGGAACCUUUUUAAUUGCAUUAUGAGAGUGAAGAAUGGUCUGACUCAUUUUAUAUGAACAAAUCAUCUCAGACGAGCCCUAACCUGACGCCUUAAGAGCCCAGAGAUCAACCUUUUGACAUCAGGUCACAAAACAACGACUUUAUUGAAGAUCUGCCUGUGCUGCAUGUCACCACACUGCCUCUUUAGAAAAGACAAACAUUUACAGAAGUGAGCGUUUACAGACGAUGCCUGUCUGCUGUCCGUGUUGAAACAGAUUUCUGUGUGUUGGUCCAGCCAAAGUGGACGAUAUUUAAAGAUCAUUUGCUGAUCUACUUACUCAAAAAGCAAAUAUUUCAAAUGAAAUGGUAUGAUAUUUUUGCAUGUUUUAAAUCACAAACAUGGUCUUUUUGGACGUUGUAUAUGGUUUGUAAAUAGUCAGCUUUUUUGGUCAUUGAUGGAUGUUGGAAGGGAUAUACUGUAUGUUCACCAGUAGUUUUAGUAUUGUAUUUUAGACGUUGAAGCCAUCAUGCCUUUUUUCUUUUGUAAAUUUGUAGAAAAGCCAUUGUAUUCUUAUUGUUCAUUCAUGCCAGUUUUUAUGAUGAACUGGAAAAUGGAGCUGUGUGGGAUUUUUUGUAUACGUUACUUGAUCAUAAUGAGCAGCUGAAACAGUACUUGAGACCCAGAGUUUUAUGUCUAUAUGAUUCUUCUGAUUGUUUUUACAUCUCUGAAUCAGAGCUACAGAUGAUAUAUCACAUGAUGUUCGGCAAACAUCCAGCAUUUUUUGAAAACCGUCAGCCACAGAUUGUGUUUAUGUCUCAGAGAUGUCGAGCAGUAUUGUCUUCCACUGUUUACCUCUACUAGAAGUAUAUGGGAUUGUCCUGCAUGUUUAACAUGUUAGUGUUCGCAAGCAUGACUUGUAUAUGUAGCUUAAAGUCAACAUGGAUCUUAAUAAUAAAUUAUUAGUGCACACCGAUCAAAAUGAAAGCUGUGUGUCUCUGUAAUCUUUUAUCAAAAUUUAUCAAUUUGCUUCAGGUCUAAAAAAAUAUCAGUUGAAUGUCUCAUCUAGCGUUUUUGUUUUACACAUCAAAUUAUAAAAAUGAAUAUGUGUUGUUUCAUGUUGACUCUAAGCAAGUUUACUUGCCCCUGAACAUAUUACGGUCAAUCUGUACUUUAUUAUGUCUUGCAGGUCUGUGCCUGUUGCUUCCAUCAGGGAAAAUAUGCAGGAAUUAUUUAAAUCUGAAUGUAAAAAUUAUAACAGUUUACAUUUAUUACGGUAAUGUGACAUAACACUGUAUUUUUGCCCGAGGAUGAGCGUAGACAAACAGACGCGACGUGAAGAAUUGAGUUAAAUCUUGUGUGCGCACAAACUGCCUUAUACAAUCUAAACCCAUAAAGUGCACCGUUGGCCAAUCAGCUGCAACCGCUGCAGAUCAGCCAAUCACGGGUAGUCUUUGCAUUGUCUGUGGGCGAUUUUUGUAUCACUGAAGCUGUUUCCAUGUUCUGUAACAUGACAAAUAAAGAAAUGUGAAGCGAUGUC
Messenger RNA from Paramisgurnus dabryanus, 5527 nucleotides. RefSeq names its product solute carrier family 38 member 4 (gene slc38a4). The record is from RefSeq and is a predicted model, not a curated record. Gene Ontology annotation, molecular function: L-amino acid transmembrane transporter activity. Gene Ontology annotation, biological process: amino acid transmembrane transport. Gene Ontology annotation, cellular component: plasma membrane. Lineage: Eukaryota; Metazoa; Chordata; Actinopteri; Cypriniformes; Cobitidae.